This is a messenger RNA of Caenorhabditis elegans, 1010 nucleotides long. RefSeq names its product Protein kinase domain-containing protein (gene F23C8.8). Bases 8 to 913 code for a protein of 301 amino acids. Lineage: Eukaryota; Metazoa; Nematoda; Chromadorea; Rhabditida; Rhabditidae. The record is from RefSeq and is marked reviewed. The transcript has 5 exons. Gene Ontology annotation, molecular function: protein serine/threonine kinase activity; protein kinase activity; ATP binding.
UUAUGACAUGUCAACGCCAACACUCUCUCCGUCUACAGAAAAGUUGAUUCCGAUAAUUGGACUAAGCGUGUCUGGAACAUUCUCACCUCGUCCAAUUGCCACCACCGCUCACUCGGUUGUCUUCAAAGUGGAUUCGCAGCUUUAUCGUCGAGAAGUGAUUGUGAAAAUCGUGGAUCGAAAAUCGAUUCCGGCAAACGUGGCGGAGAAAUUCUUCCCGCGCGAAUUGGAGAUCACCAUGAAGGUUCGACAUCCACAUAUUGCGCGGUGCCUGGCGAUCACACGACCAGCGCCGACGAAAUUCGUGAUUAUUUCGGAUUACUAUGAACGUGGCACACUUCUCGAGUGGAUUCUCCAGAAGAAACGUUUGAAAGAGCACCCAUUAGCAGCCACACUAUUCCGUCAACUCAUCGAAGCGAUCAAUUAUCUUCACAAAAGAGGAAUAGUACAUCGAGAUGUGAAAUUGGAAAAUAUUCUAAUCGACGGAAAUGGGGAUAUUAAGCUCAUCGAUUUCGGAUUUGCAAGACACAUUGAACGACGUGAACGGUCUCGAUCAUUCUGUGGAACUCAGCCCUACACAUGCCCGCAAAUCACAAAAUAUCGGCCUUAUGAAGCCUACGCGGCGGACUAUUAUGCUUGUGGAAUAGUGCUUUUUACGAUGGUCACUGGAAAAUGGCCGAACAUGACAGAGAACCCAAACAUUUAUCCGGAAGGAUAUCCAAGUCGUUCGUGUCGUAAACUCGUGUCUUCACUGCUGGACGGGAAUGAAAUGAGCCGUGCUGGAUAUGAUGAGUGCGUGAAUUCCGAGUGGAUGGGGGUGCAUCCUGUUUGGAUGUUUGCGAAUCACGCGUAUUUUUAUGAAGAGGUCCGUGGCGAGGAUCCCAAUUCAUCCAACUGUGAAAUGUCUGAAAUUUGAACUAUUUCCCCCGCCGCGGCUUAUUGUAUUUCACGAUUUUAAAAAUGCACAAUAUUGAUGUUCAGUAACUAGUUAUCCAAUAAAACUUUACACCUUU